AUGGCUCCGAUAAAGUUAUCUCUGGUAGUCUUCGUUGUCCUACUUGCUUCCUGCCAUCCAACGGCCGCAAUUGAAAGAGUGAAUGAUACGAUCCUUACGCUCUGGAAUCAUAAAGGGUGCUAUCAGGGUGUUUUUAUAGGCACAGCUGUUGUAUCGGUACUUGAAUGUUUCAUAAAGUGUUCUGGUUUGCAAUACUAUGGUAUAAAGAGUGCUAGCAUAUGCAGAUGUCAAAUGAGUCAAAAGAAUAAUAAAGGUCAAAAGAUAUUUGGGGUCAAAGUCGAAGAGACAAAGUGUGAUAAACUUUGUUCUGAUGGCUUUCCGUGUGGAGGGAAUCAAUUCUUUUCUUUUUAUGAAAUGGUCCAAGAUAAAGCCCUGGGGAACACCAGAAAUUAUUGGAACGUGCUCAGAGACAGAAUUAUUAAUAAAUACAUAUUGAUAGCGAUCACUUAA
This is a messenger RNA of Helobdella robusta, 450 nucleotides long. RefSeq lists its product as hypothetical. The coding region runs from base 1 to 450 and encodes 149 amino acids. The record is from RefSeq and is a predicted model, not a curated record. Lineage: Eukaryota; Metazoa; Annelida; Clitellata; Rhynchobdellida; Glossiphoniidae. The transcript has 4 exons.